Messenger RNA from Medicago truncatula (barrel medic), 2106 nucleotides. RefSeq names its product laccase-4. Gene Ontology annotation, molecular function: hydroquinone:oxygen oxidoreductase activity; copper ion binding. The transcript has 6 exons. Gene Ontology annotation, biological process: lignin catabolic process. The coding region runs from base 96 to 1772 and encodes 558 amino acids. Gene Ontology annotation, cellular component: apoplast. Lineage: Eukaryota; Viridiplantae; Streptophyta; Magnoliopsida; Fabales; Fabaceae. The record is from RefSeq and is a predicted model, not a curated record.
UCCACACAAAGUAUAGCUAGCUACAAAAGGGAAAGCUAGGUAUAUAUAGAGCUUCUGUGUUUGUGUGGAGGCAGAGACAAUUCAAAUAAGUGAUUAUGGGGAUUAUGUGUAUUAGAAUCAUAUUUCUACUAGCUGCUUAUUGCUUGCUUCCUCUAUCUGUGGAUGCCAUGGUUCGCCACUACAAGUUCAACGUGGUGAUGAAGAAUGCCACAAGAUUGUGUUCAACCAAACCCAUUGUAACUAUAAAUGGGAAUUUCCCUGGCCCCACCAUCUAUGCUAGAGAAGAUGAUACUGUUCUUGUUAAGGUGGUUAACCAUGUCAAAUACAAUGUUAGCAUCCAUUGGCAUGGAAUCAGACAGUUGAGAACAGGUUGGGCUGAUGGGCCAGCAUACAUAACCCAAUGCCCAAUUCAACCAGGCCAGGUCUAUAUGUACAAUUUUACCCUCACAGGACAAAGAGGAACACUUUGGUGGCAUGCACAUAUACUUUGGCUUAGAGCAACUGUACAUGGUGCUAUUGUCAUUUUGCCUAAGCUUGGAGUUCCUUACCCUUUUCCUAGACCCCACAUGGAACAAGUUAUCAUAUUGAGUGAAUGGUGGAAAUCAGAUACUGAGGCUAUAAUAAAUGAAGCUUUGAAAUCUGGAUUGGCCCCAAAUGUCUCUGAUGCUCACACUAUCAAUGGUCAUCCAGGGCCUGUUCAACAUUGUGCUUCACAAGAAGGAUUCAAAUUCCAAGUUGAACCAGGAAAAACCUACUUGCUAAGAAUAAUCAAUGCAGCACUAAAUGAAGACCUAUUCUUCAAAAUUGCUGGACACAAAUUUACUGUUGUUGAAGUUGAUGCUGCAUACACAAAACCAUUCAAAACAGACACAAUAGUAAUAACACCAGGACAAACAACAAAUGUACUUCUCAAAACCAACCAUGCAAGUGGCAAAUACAUGGUAGCAGCUUCAACAUUCAUGGAUGCACCAAUUGCAAUAGACAAUGUAACAGCCACUGCCACAUUACAUUACCCAAAUACCCUUGGUUCAACAAUCACAACACUCACUUCACUACCUCCAAUAAAUUCAACAAAAAUAGCUAACAGUUUCACUGACUCAUUAAAAAGUCUGAAUUCCCAUAAAUACCCUGCUAGAGUCCCUAAAAAAAUUGACCAUUCAUUGUUUUUUACUGUGAGUCUUGGUGUUAACCCUUGUGCUACAUGUCCCAAUGGUAGUAGAGUUGUUGCAGCUAUAAAUAAUGUAACAUUUGUCAUGCCUAAAAUUUCACUUCUUCAAGCACAUUUUUUUAACAUUAGUGGAAUUUUUACUGAUGAUUUUCCUAGAAAACCUGAAAUAGUAUAUGAUUUUACUGGGAAUAAACAGCCAUCAAAUUUUAGGACUAAUAAAGGGACUAGGGUUUAUAGACUUGCUUAUAAUUCAACAGUUCAAUUAAUUUUGCAAGAUACUGGAAUGAUAGCUCCUGAGAAUCAUCCUAUUCAUCUACAUGGAUUCAAUUUCUUUGUAGUUGGUAAGGGACAAGGGAAUUUUAAUCCUAAAAAGGAUACUAAAAAGUUUAAUUUGGUUGAUCCUGUGGAGAGAAAUACAGUUGGUGUUCCAUCUGGUGGAUGGACUGCUAUCAGAUUCAGGGCUGAUAAUCCAGGGGUAUGGUUUAUGCAUUGUCAUUUGGAAAUUCACACAACUUGGGGAUUGAAGAUGGCAUUUGUUGUGGACAAUGGUAAAGGACCAAAUGAAUCUUUACUACCACCUCCAAGUGACCUUCCCAAGUGUUGAGAAGAUUAAUACUAAUUUACAACCUUUGCUUAAGAAGGAAGAGUGGAAACAUGCAAGGAAAACUAUAUAUACAUUCCAAUCCAAAGGAAGUAAACUAUCAAAGAUAAUAACAAGAUUUUCUUGGAGAAUAAGACCUAUUAAAUUAACAUGUCCUCAAUUUCUCUGUUUUUUUCCAUUCAUUUUAUAUUUUAAUUUUUGUAUUGUUGGUAUAUCAUUUUUUUUCUCCUUCUUGAAGAAUAAUUUUGGAUUAUUGAAAACAAUGCUAAUCAAAAUUUUGGUUUACAUUUCUCAUUGAUUAUACAAUAUAAUAAAAGUGGACGAAAUUUAGACUUUA